AUGGCCACUUAUCUGCAGCAAAUUUUGAGUGGAUUGGCUCCCCUAAUCAACUCGACCGUCGCAGAAGUUACCAACACCACUUCGGCCCUUCCUCAGGCCACGAUUUCCCCCUUAUCUAUUCCCAACGAUCUGUCAUCCCUGAUUUCGCUCCUCUUCUCGUUUUCUGCACUACGCGACUGGUUGAAGCUAAUUGUGCUUGGUGGCUUCUUUGAAACUUGUCGUCGAGUCAUCUUUGCCCAGUACGCAAAGUUUGUCGAUGCCUUUUACAUGAAAGCAACCUUCGAAGAAGAUGACCCUAGUUACGAAUGGAUGAUGGUUUGGCUCUCAAGACAACCGUCCUGGGCUAAAGCGCGUGAUAUUCAAGUUAGCACUAAUACAUAUGGCGCCAACUCCAACACCGUCAUGCUCGAGGGAGAGGAAGAUUCCAGCGAAUACAAGACCUCCCGAAAAUUAGCCUACCUACCUUCUGUCUCAAUGACAUAUUCUUUGUGGUAUAAAAGGCGAUACAUGACCAUCACUCGGACACUACAAGAUACGACGGGAUCAUAUUAUGCAACGAAGCACAAUGUUCUGCAAAUUAGUCUUCUGACUCGCAGUCACAGUCUGCUCAUUGGCUUGCUUCAAGAAGCUCGCAGUGAUUUCAUGGCUGCUCAGGAACACAAGAUUUGUGUAUGGGUUUCAGAUGUGAACAACGGUUGGAAGCAUGUUGGCUGUCGCGCUAAGCGCAGUAUGAAUUCCAUCAUCUUGGAGUCCGGUGUGAAGGAUCUCCUACUGGAAGACGCUCGGGAUUUUUUGGGCAGCAAGGACUGGUACGCAGAACGUGGCAUUCCAUUCCGUCGGGGUUAUCUCUUGUAUGGUGUUCCUGGUUCGGGGAAAACUUCAUUGAUUCACAGCAUAGCUGGAGAGUUGGGACUUGAUAUAUAUAUCAUCUCCCUCUCUCGUGUUGGACUUGAUGAUUCUUCCUUGGACGCGCUUAUCAACGAAUUGCCUGAAAGAUGUGUGGCUCUCAUGGAAGAUAUCGAUGCUGCCUUUACACGGACUCUCAACCGAGAUGAUGACGACGCUUCGGAUUCUGAGUCAAGUGCUUCAUCCGGUGCCAACAAAACUCCUAAAACUGGUAGCCCUCCGCCGCCGCCUGGCAGCAGGGUCAGUCUAAGCGGACUACUCAAUGCCCUCGAUGGCAUUGGCGCCCAGGAAGGACGGAUUCUUUUUGCAACCACAAACAAGCACACUUCCCUUGACCCUGCCCUUUGUCGGCCUGGACGCAUGGACCUCCAUAUCGAGUUCAGACUAUCGAGCAAAUAUCAAGCGCGAGAGAUGUUCAAGCGCUUCUACAUCCCUUCGAGCCAAUGCAGUGAGGCUGACGAUGACGAUGAAGCAGCCGACUCUGGAUAUGGAUCUGCUGCUCUAUCAGAAGCGACAGACUCGACACCGCCUUCUCCGGCUGAUUCCAAAUCAUCGGAAUCUCCUGUUUCUGAAUCCUCAUCUGCUCCACCAGCAUUUUUCGGUAGCCGCCAUGUUGGGCGGGCCCCCAAGCUCUCGAAGGGAAGAGUUGAUGAGCUUGCUACGCUAUUUUCUGACAUUAUUCCGGACCAACAAUUCUCCAUGGCGGCACUGCAGGGCUACCUGAUGAUGCACAAAACCAGGCCCUUUGCUGCUGUUGCAGGCGCACAAGACUGGGUUGAGAAAGAGUUGAAGGAUCGUAGCAGACGAGAAAAACAGAAGCGGGAAAAAGAGGAAAAAGAGAAGGAGAAGAAGGCCAAGGAGAAAAAGGAAGCCAGGGAGAAGGACGAAGUUAAGGAUACCCCCAAAGCACAACAUAAUCCAAGCGAAAGCGACAAAGCGAUCCAGGUAACUCAGAUGCAAGUUUCAUCCUGA
Molecule: messenger RNA, 1878 nt
Organism: Guyanagaster necrorhizus
Lineage: Eukaryota; Fungi; Basidiomycota; Agaricomycetes; Agaricales; Physalacriaceae
Product: P-loop containing nucleoside triphosphate hydrolase protein
Exons: 7
Coding region: 1-1878 (625 amino acids)
Molecular function (GO): ATP binding; ATP hydrolysis activity
Source: RefSeq, a predicted model, not a curated record